Pochonia chlamydosporia 170 is the source of this 1701-nucleotide messenger RNA. RefSeq names its product CC1-like family splicing factor. The transcript is spliced from 4 exons. Gene Ontology annotation, molecular function: RNA binding. Gene Ontology annotation, cellular component: nucleus. NCBI's taxonomy places the organism in Eukaryota, Fungi, Ascomycota, Sordariomycetes, Hypocreales, Clavicipitaceae. The record is from RefSeq and is a predicted model, not a curated record. Bases 1 to 1701 code for a protein of 566 amino acids. Gene Ontology annotation, biological process: mRNA processing.
AUGUCGGGCUUGGAUGUCGAGGCCCUCUUGGAGGCCACAGCUCAAAGUGCAGCACAGCCAAAUUCCAAUACUCAGAUCGAUGACUCUUCCAGAAGCGACCGGAAUGGUCGCGCUCAGAACGGAUCUGAGCGCGAAGGCUCCAAGAGCCGCGAUGAUAGCCGCGAUCGUGGCAGAGACGCUGACAAUGAUCGCCGUCGACGUGAUCGUCGAGAUUCUCCUACAAGACAUCGUAAGGGCACUCCUGGCGAAACCACCCCACGGAGUGAUACUGGAAGCCACCGCAGUAGACGCCGCAGCGAAAGCCGGGAUAGAGACCGGUACAACUCACGCCGACACAGGGACGGUGAUUACUAUCGUGGACGACGCGGGCGAUCCCGCUCCCGCUCAAGAUCCCCUCGUCGGCGUUAUCGCCCUCGAGAUGACCGAGAUCGUAGGGACCGCCGCGAGCGCUCUGACCGCCGAGACCAGGGUCGAGGACGAGAUCAAUCCCCGGGCAAACGGUCUCGUUCACCCAAGUUGAAUGAAGACGAGCGGGACAGCCGAACCGUUUUCGUUCAGCAGCUUGCUGCUCGUUUGCGAAGUGACAAGCUAAAACGAUUCUUCGAAGAGAAUGCCGGUCCAGUAAACGAGGCUCAGAUUGUCAAGGACAGAAUCAGUGGACGAUCCAAGGGAGUUGGUUACGUUGAAUUCAAGGACGAAGAAACGGUUCAAAAGGCACUUCAGCUCACUGGAAAGCCAUUGGCAGGUAUUCCUAUUAUUGUCAAGCUCACAGAAGCUGAGAAGAAUCGACAAGCUCGCAACACCGAAGCGUCCAGUGGACACCCGAACUCUAUUCCGUUUCAUCGCCUAUACGUUGGUAAUAUUCACUUCAAUGUCACGGAACAGGACCUGCAAGCCGUCUUUGAACCAUUCGGUGAACUCGAAUAUGUCCAGCUUCAGAAGGACGACAAUGGUCGCAGCCGUGGAUACGGGUUUGUUCAAUUCCGUGAUGCAACCCAGGCUCGCGAGGCUUUGGAAAAGAUGAACGGCUUUGACCUUGCAGGCCGACCUAUCCGAGUCGGUCUGGGCAACGAUAAGUUUACCCCUGAGAGCACGGCCAACUUGAUGCAUAGGUUUUCAGGACAGAACAACUUCCAGGGCUCUGCGUUCUCAGGAGCAGGAGGCCGCGGUGGCCAGUCUUCCACGUUUGACAGAGCCGGCGGCCGAGACAGCGACAAAGCCGGCGGCGCCAGCGCCCUCGACGACACCGAUGUCGCAGGAGUAAACUUUAAUAAUUACAGUCGCGAUGCAUUGAUGAGAAAACUUGCCAGAACCGACGAGAUACCUAAUGGAAGAGAAGACCAGGCCGUUGUGAAACCCAAGACUGAAGCGAAGCCACUUCCUGUCAACGUCAACAUGGCUAGUCGCUGUGUAGUUCUGCACAACAUGUUCGACCCUGAAGAGGAAGAAGGUGAUGAUUGGGUCAAAGAACUCGAAGAUGACAUCCGAUCAGAAGCCGAGAGGCAGUAUGGACAUGUCGUUCACAUUGCUGUCGAUCCUAACUCCAAGGGUGACGUUUAUCUCAAGUUCGACAAAGUCCAAGGCGGUGAAAAUGCAAUCAAAGGCCUAAACGGGAGAUAUUUCGGCGGAAGGAUGAUUAAUGCAUCUCCGGUUGUCGAUGCUGUCUAUAGCAGUCUCUUCUCCCGCACCAGAGCCAUUUAA